AUGCCGCGCCCGCCCGCAGCUGCCUUGGGCCGCUGUCUGUGCUCCUGCCUACUGCUGAUGGUGCGGACGCCGCUCCCGACCCGGCGCCAAGGGCCGUCGUCAGGCCCAGAUUACCUGCGGCGCGGCUGGCUGCGGCUGCUAGCGGAGGGGCGAGGGGCUGCGUCCCUGCCGGCCAGAAGAGUGCGCCGCGCGCGGGGGUUCUGCCUGGCGGCCUGGGUGCGCGACGCGUCGCGGCUGCUGCUGGGAAUGCGCACAACCUCGAGGCCAGCUCUAGCGACCUGGGACCCCAGUGCUCACUAUCUACGGGGCACCUGCGGCGAGCAGGACUGGAAGAUGACGCGGGCUGGACACAGGCGGCGACCUGAGCCCGAGAGGUGCCCGCUGUGUGGCCUGUCGCUCGCAGAGCCGCUUGUGGUCGCGAUCGAAUGUAAGGCCAUAAAGACUCGGUCCAGUAUACACCCUGCUCUCGCUACUGUCCAUAGAAGCUCCCUGAGUGGGGGUGGGGAGUGGAGUGGAGUGGAGGUCCAGGGCUUCUCCAAGCUGCAUGGCCGACAUGCGCUCUGCCGUCUGCAACAAGUCACCAGCUUCAGGUUCUCCGCCUUGCCGGGGGGACUCCCCCAGGGGUCCCGCUGUGUAGGGAACGGACUGCUUUUCCGCCUGUUGGGAACUGGGCCUGAUCUUAGAAAAGGGGAACGGGUGUUUGCCUACCCCAAUGGCCUCCAUCGAAAGUGGAAGAAGGAUGGCUUGGACCAUCAGCUGCCAGGGGAUGACCCCCACAUCUCCGUGCAGUUUAGGGGUGGACCCCAGAGGUUUGAGGUGACUGGCUGGCUGCAGAUCCAGGCUGUGCGUCCCAGCGAUGAGGGCACCUACCGCUGCCUUGCCCGCAAUGCGCUGGGUCAGGUGGAGGCCCCUGCUAGCUUGACAGUGCUCACACCUGACCAGCUGAAUUCUACAGGCAUCCCCCAGCUGCGAUCACUAAACCUGGUUCCUGAGGAGGAAACUGAGAGUCAAGAGAGUGACGAUUACUACUAGCUCUGGCCCAUGGGGGUGGGUGAGCAGCUAUAGUGUUCAUCCCUGCUCUUGAAAAGACCUGGAAAGGGGAGCAGAUUCCCUUCAUGGACUGCUUUCAUGGGGAUGAUCAUGGGAGGCCUAUUUAACUCCAAGGUAGCAGGGUGGUAGGGGAGAGACAAAAGCUGGAGGAGGUUAGGGAGAGAGGCUGAGACCAAGACCAGUGGGGUAUAAAGGGGCCCAUGCAGGAGAUGCCCUGGCCAGUAGGCCCUCCAACAGGUUGUUCCCCAGGCUGGGAUGGGGGCCAGAGCAGACACGGAGGUGGAGGCACCAGGAUUCUCCACUUCAUCCAGCCCUGCUCCGCCACACUUCUAACUGCCCUUCCUCCCAGGCCCUGGUUCUUGCUAUUUCCUGGUCCCCAAAGUUUACCUAGCUUGUUUGCCCUUUCCCCAAACUCAUCUUCCAGAACUUUUCCCUCUCUCCUAAGCCCCAGUUGCACCUACUGACUGCAAGUCCCCUUUGCUGUCUGCCCUCUUUUGCACAAGAGAGAGCACAGCAGAGCGUGGCUUAGUUCAGUGCAGAGAGAUGGGUGAGGCCAGCUCCAGAUCUUAUACCGCUCUGUACUGGACAAAACCUAGCACAGGGCUAGGCACCAAUAAAGAUUUCUAAUGAUGCACAGACAGAUGCACAGACAGUUUAUGCGGAUGUGCACAUGAAAACUGAAUAUCCUUGGGAGGCCUCCCACACUAACAGAACUCUGGCUUCUAGAAGCUGCAGGGCCUGCUCUCUAAGCACAUGCCUGCCAGAUGUACAGAGAGAAGGUUUGAACUUGGGCCUAUCCUGCCUUUGAGGGAGGGAGGCUGGAGCCAUUUGAUUGGAGGGAAGUUAUCUUCCCGGUAUGCCCUCCAUUGGGGCUGGUAUACAUUACCUGCUUCUGUGCUCAUCUUACUCCAAACCCUUUCCCAGGCCAGAAUGGGGAAUCAGGCCUAUGUGGGUAGGCCCCCAAAAUGAAUGCAUAGAGAGAGGAGGGUAGAAGUUUGGUCACCUGUGUGGUCCAUACUCUUCCCCAGCUCCCAUAGGAAUCUACCCUUUUCCUGCAGAAGCCAGAGCCAUGGUAAGCCUGUUUCCUAUCUGCCCCAAUUGUGACCUGUCCUCUCUGGCUUGGGGUCCCCAAAUCUCUUUCCUCAUUCUCCUUACCUAGCUCAGGGACACUGGUGAGACUCAAUGUUUAUUUAAUGAUUGACGGAGAGAAUGAAAGCACAAGUCAGCGAGGCCGAGACACUGCGUGUGGAUGGCGACAGCCUCCUACACGCCAGCGCUCCACCCAGAUCCUGGCGCCACUGCGGGAGGGCCUGCCCUUGGCUCAGCGUCAGAAUUUGUCCUCUGGGGCCCAACGCAGGGAGCCUGGCCUCAUGGGAGGGGCGUGGUCCGGAACUCCAACCCCAGGGCCUGCUUGGCCGCCCCUCCCGCGGCUACGCACGACUCCAUCUACUGCUGCCUUGCCCCGGGUCCUUAAGCCAGCGACAGUGUUUAUUGCCGAACCCAGGCUGGAGCCGGGCGGCCCCAGGAGCCGCGCACAACAGCGCAAGCGGGUUGGAUACUGGGAGCCGAUUCCAGGGCGCCCACAGAAGCAGAAUCAGAGGGGUAGGCGAGGGUGGGGCGUGCUGUUCGGCACCGUGGCCAAAAUCCACUCGGCGCUGAAAGAGGGAACUUGGGUGUGAGUCCCAGCAUCGGCCAGGGAAUCCGCCCCUAGCUUGUUCUUCGCCCAGCUGGGCUCCAAGGCGCCCUCUGCGGGUCCAUAGCCCCUACCGCGUCCACCUGCAGAGCAGAGGCUCCUCACCAAAAGCCCACCCCACCAGAGAGGGUCACGCAGGUCCCGGGGAAUCCGUACUCCUUGAUCGCGUUAGCCGACUUUGUAGGUGUUCAGGAGCAGCCUCCCAGCAGCCUCAGUUUUCCCUUCCGCCGCCCUGCUGGUUCAAGCCCCACAUCCUGGAAUGGGAGAACUGUUGUCCACCGCCCCCUCCCUCCCCGCACCCCGCCUCUGCUGCAGCGGACCCGCUUUAAUAACGUCGCUGGAAAGUGACACGCGAUUUAUUAUUAAAGUAAUGCGGGCGCGGGGACGGGAAAGGUUUAAUAAACGUGCUGAGAUGCC
Messenger RNA from Macaca mulatta (Rhesus monkey), 3160 nucleotides. The record is from RefSeq and is a predicted model, not a curated record. NCBI's taxonomy places the organism in Eukaryota, Metazoa, Chordata, Mammalia, Primates, Cercopithecidae.